CUUCUCUCUAAAAAAAAAUACACUCUCUGCAAAAAAAAAAAAAAAAAAAAAAAAAAAAACACUCUUUGCCAAUUCUUCUUCCAUUUUAAUCUCAGCUAAAUGCCUAAAGGGCAACCAGCAGCGUGCUCUCUUGUGUGGUGUGAGCAUGGAUACCCAACCGACUCUUCAGAAGACAAGAGUAUCCACUUCCAUAUUAGAAGUUACCAUAGAAUGUCCUACACAUGUUCUGUUAGAGAUGUCUCGGUCGAGUAUAUUCGGAACAAUGAAGGGCUAUUUGUGUGUGAGUGUUGGCCGAAAUGGACGUGUAAACCAGGAGAUACUUUGCGCAGUCAUGUCAGAAAAUGUGCGGCUAUUAAUGCGCUUGUCGAUGUGGUCCUCAAGACUUCGGUGUCUUUAGUAGAUGCCCAUCUAAAAAUCUACUUACCCAAAGAGCCGAAAGAGCCACAGAGCCAGUUCCAAGAGCACUCCAGCCUUCCGCCGUCUAGUAAACCAAAUAAAAAAAGAAAUAGGGAAGAGACAAAUCGCCUACAGCAGCUACCGCGCCUAGAGCACUCAGAAGACGGCAGAAAGACGAAAGAAGAGCCCACGUUAAUAAGAUUACAGCAAUUCUUAGAGGAAAGAGACAAACGUUUGGAAAAACGUUUAGAGGAAAGAGACAAACGUUUGGAAAAACGUUCAGAGGAAAGAGACAAACGUUUGGAAAAAUAUUUAGAGGAAAAGGAAAAACGUUCCGAGGAAAGAGAAAUGCGUGCAGAGCAAAGAGUGAUUCAGAUGGAAGAGAUAGUUAGAGGCAUAUCAAACAAUUCAGCCGCCUGGGAAGACAAGUUUGAGAAGCUUAACGCAAUUAUCGAAAGAAAAGGCUCGGGCAGAUCAUAUGCAAGAGCAACUAACAGCACUAUUAUUGUCAAGGUCACAGCUUCCAUCAUCACAAAAGCCGCCAUCAUCAGUGAAACCACCACCAUAUCUGGAGUCCUCGCCAUCAUCAUCCAAGAAACUGUACAACCCUUAUCAAAAAAGGAUGAUAGACGCAGACACAAACCAAUCGAUCUCGACGUUUUUCAAGCGUCAUAGACCAGAGAAUGAUAGGGACAGUAAGCCAGAGAACGAUAAUCCAGAGAACGACAACCCAGAGAACGACAGCCCAGAGAACGACAACCCAGAGAACGACAACCCAGAGAACGACAACCCAGAGAACGAC
Messenger RNA from Lobosporangium transversale, 1198 nucleotides. RefSeq lists its product as hypothetical. NCBI's taxonomy places the organism in Eukaryota, Fungi, Mortierellomycota, Mortierellomycetes, Mortierellales, Mortierellaceae. Bases 100 to 1071 code for a protein of 323 amino acids. The record is from RefSeq and is a predicted model, not a curated record. The transcript is spliced from 2 exons.